GUUCAGAUGCACCAACCGCUGGUCAACGUCCGUGUCCAUCAUCCGCCGGAAGCCUCUGUGAAGGUCCACCGGAUUGAUAGCCUCAGCUCGGAGGGGAGUGGGCCAGGGGGAGGCCACCAUCUAAUCCAGCACCCGGCUCCAAAACCGGCCUACACUCGUCCUCCAACCCAGAAACCCCUGGGGCGCUGUUUCCAAGAGACGCUGCCCAAGCAGUCGUGUGGGAGCAACCCACUUCCGGGUUUGACGAAGCAGGAAGAUUGCUGCGGCAGCAUUGGCACCUCCUGGGGCCAAACCAAAUGCCACAAAUGCCCCCACCUGCAGUAUUCGGGUGUGCAAAAGACAAUGGGGAGCGAUUGUCCUCAAGGAUACAAGCGACUCAACAGCACUCACUGUCAGGACAUCAAUGAGUGUGCCAUGCAAGGCGUGUGCCAAGGAGGAGAGUGUUUGAACACCCAAGGAAGCUUCCGUUGCGCGUGUAAACCGGGGCAGGUUUUGGGACCUUCGCGCACCCACUGUGUGGGUAUGUAUCUCAAGAGGUUGGG
Molecule: messenger RNA, 542 nt
Organism: Notechis scutatus (mainland tiger snake)
Lineage: Eukaryota; Metazoa; Chordata; Lepidosauria; Squamata; Elapidae
Source: RefSeq, a predicted model, not a curated record